Molecule: messenger RNA, 43818 nt
Organism: Xyrichtys novacula (pearly razorfish)
Lineage: Eukaryota; Metazoa; Chordata; Actinopteri; Labriformes; Labridae
Source: the annotation of a GenBank genome assembly
UAAUAACAGGUAAUAAUUUUAAUAAUAGUAAUGAUAAAAUAGAGCAACAGAAAUAAGCAAGAGAUAAAACAAUAAGAAGCCUAAGGGGGGGGGGGGGACAUCACAUUGUGCAAUACUUUUCUGUGUUCAAUUGAUGUUCUUAAUUUUGUUUACAGAAGCCUAUAGCUAGCUUGUUUUAAACAAUACUUGUCUGUGUUCAUUUUAUUUUGAAAGAAUUAUACUUUUAUUUUAUACUUUUACUUUUAAUUUUUUGAUAUCCAAGUAAAGCCAGCUUUGUUGGUAAUUCAUUUGUCCAUGAUGUCCAUCUCUGUGUGUGUACAUGCAUGUGUUUUGUUCGGGGGUUGCGCAGGGAGUGUUUUGGGGGGGCACCAAAUAAAAUCUUGCUUAGGGCCACCAAAAUCCACCAGCCGGCCCUGGAAAUAGCAGAUGAAAAUUGUGAAUUUCUUUUAGCCUAAUGCUAAAGAGCAGUGAUUCAGUUUUACAUUAUUACAUUUGGUGGACAUUCACAAUAAGAUGAUAUAUGAGGAUGAAGUGAUUUGCACACCAGGUUUUACUCCUCUCACUGUUACCACCCCACCUACACUACACGGUUAUGUAAUUCCGUACCAGGCAUUACCUAACACCAUACAAUUUGCCAGAUGGGGCUCCUUAGGCUGGAAGAUAUGAUCAAAUAAGGGCUCCACGCACACGCUCACGCCAACUUCAUAUUCGGGUUCUUGACAUUGAAAAAGGUCUGGGAACCCCCGGGGCGAAAUUAUCCCAGGCGCGGUCACGUAAGCAGUAGUGCGCGCCCCCGGCGACGAGUGCAGAUUCUCAGCAGCAGUCAGUCUGGCAGUCGCGCUCUCCGGGAUGACUCCCACACUGCCUCAGCGAUGUCGCACCCCAGCACAGUUUCUCCCCUAAAAAACAUCUACCUCAGAUGAUCCACUGGAGCCCGCGUUGUGAGCCCGUGUGCGCGUCCGAGAUGAGCGAUUCUGCAGUGCGAUGCUGACAGCAUGUUUCCUCGUCGAGAAGCUCCGCGCUGUGCAGCAUAGAGGAGGCAGCAGAGGGGAACAACGUGCACGGUUACAGGUAGGCUGUCGGAGCAGGGAUCGCCUCGAACAAACAGGCAGAUGGAACCAGACUGGAGUUUAAACUGUUGGCACUGCCCUGAGGGUGUCUUCCUCACACCUGAUCCUGCCGUUUCCCCCUUUUAGUUGAUACGCCAAUCGACUUUGCAUGUGGAUUUUGCAUGUGUGUACGUGUGUAUUCGUGUGUAUGUGGGCGUGUGUGUUCAUGCAUGAGGCUGACCAGGCCCAACAGGUCAGAGUACACUUGGUGGUAAACUUUUUUUCCCUUCUCCCUCAGUGGUUUCCAGUUGAGUUCAGAGUGUUUUUUAAGAGGACUGCCUUGUAGCCUACUGUGAGAUUGAUUGCAUCACAGCUUAUGAAAACAAAUCUGAGUUUAUCAGAGGAUUUUGAAGCUGUUUUAUUCUUGGAGUAAUUGAAAUACAGUGGGUGGACAUGAAAUGAGGAAGAUCUCUGUUGUUUUUUUGCAAUCCAGUGCAACAGCCCAGCAAAACAGGCCUAUUUUUGGUGAAGCUGACAUGUUUUUUCCAUUUUAAAAAGAGCUGUUGAUUAAACUCUGGGGAUUUUUUGGAAAUAUUGCAUGUAAGGCCUCUAAGGGUGGCAGGAAAACAUGUAAGCUAUUCUUUGGAGACCUAAAGUAGUUAAUCAUUCUGAAAAUAAAUCAACUACUAGUUAGAGAGUCAAAACAAUUGAAGUAUUUCUUUUAAUAUUACUUAUCUUCUGCCAUUUCAUACACCCAACACAUGGACAAACAGCUCAUAUUCAUGUUUCAGUUUGUUGGAUUUAUAACAGGUAGGCCUGUUUGUGAAUUCUGUCAUACUGGCCUGAAGAUCCCCUAAACAUAAAGCUAAAAAAAUCCUAUUUUUUAAAUUAUUCCCACUUUUAAGACUAUUUUUUAGACCAAAACACAGAAAUCAUCAAAAUUAAACACAGAAAUAAUCAAUCAGUAGUGAAACAUCAAAAUCAGAUGUUACAAAUUGUUCAAAAUGAGUAAGAUCAGCGGAAAAAAAUUCAAAAUGGUAGAAAAAUUUGGACAAUUUUCACAUUUUUGAUACCUAAAAAGAUUUAGUUUUGAUUGUAUGUCCUGCAGAAUUAGUCACUCUACAGUGUCAUCAAGAAAUGAUAUCAUAAACAAAAACGUAAUUGAGUAUUAUUUCCACAAUAUAUCAUAAGAAGAAUCAACAUGGAGUACUAUGUAGGAGUUUGUAGUGCACAUAUCUGGUGUUAGAUCCUGUAAUAAUCAUACAGUGCGAUUGCAGCCUCAGAAAAUGAUCAACACAUGCUUGAUUCAACAUGUCGUUAAACUAAAACUGAGCUUUACUAAUGCAGAAGUUGUUGCAUGGAUGUUGCUCUGGAAUUAUACUGAAAGUAGCGUCUGCGGUUUUUGUCCAGCCGUACAGUAACAUGGCUACACCACCCCGGAUCACUCUGCCCAUUCUUUACUCUUACUACGUCAUUUGUCUGUGUUAGAGGGAGCACAUCUGUGCUAAAAAACAAAGAGGCUUUUAGUUGACUGUAAGGCUUAGGUGACGGAUCGGCUUGUUGAUUAAAUAUUUUGUUCUUUGUUGUGUACAUCUUAAUCACCCUGCUGUUCAUCCCGCUCUUGUGCCCUUCAUCUGGGAUCACUGGGAAAAUGAAGGUUGCAGGACAAAGAUUGAGCUGUGUUGGCGACUCAGUGUGAGAUGAAAUAAAGUUAAUCUCACUCUGGUCGAUUUCAAGAAGAUUAUGGGGUCAAAUGACUCCCCCCUCCUCCUCCUCCUCCUCGUCCCACAAAGAGUGAGAUGAGUGAUAAAGCUCCAGUAAGAAGUAAAAAUGUUCUGCAUUGUGGCUAACUGAGAAAGCAGCAGCAGCUGCUGCAGAUUUAGAGUCUGAAUGCUGUAAGGUGGAGGAGCAGUGAUGUCAUCGCCUCAGGCUCAUGAUGACUGUGAUGAAGAUGAUGAUGAUGAUUACGAUGAUGAUGAUAAUGAUGGUUGUGGCGGUAGUGGUGUUGUGUCAAAGUCUGUUUUGGUCAAAGGUUUUAUCUUAGGCCUCAUUUCCCUCCUCGUGCCACCUCAUCCUCAGUCUGGAGGAGCAUCAAGUCACGAUGGACGGGAGAGAGGUUACCAUAGCAACCGCGGGCCCUUCUCCACUGCGUCACUGGCUGGUGUUGACUGCAUUCCAGGGCUCAGAGAGAGAAGAGCUUGAGACCAACUUUCCUCUCCGUGGAUAACACUGUCCUGUCACAUCGUCAGCGGAGAGCUGAAUUCAUUCGCUUUGAAAUCAAAUACUGUGAUCGACAUUUAUUUCUAAAAUUUCAUAUUGAUCCUCUCUGAGGAUGGAAAGGCAUCACCACAAUAAGAAUCAUCAUCUGUAUCUGCAGUUGCUGUUACUUUGUACAAGCUGGUUGUUUUGGUUUUUGAUUCGCAGCUUGCUGUCUUGCUUACCCUAACAGCUCUCAUCUGCAGAGUUUUCAGGCACAACAGGCAGCCCCUCGCUUAGUUUAAAAAAGGAGUAUGAGCUGAUUUUUCAAUACCAAACAACAAAAACGCCUUUUAGUGGAUCAUCAAACUGCUAUAAGAGCAAGUAUUUCUGUUGUUUGGUCAAUGCGUCUCCACCUUCUCCUCAAAACUGAACUUCUCUGAAAAGUAAGAAUUUGUGCAUAAAACAUCAUCAUAAGAACUACAUAUUAUUUGCACGCAAUAGUUAUAUUUGAUGAUAAAGCUCUGUUCUGGGAGAUCCCUGCCCUUCCAUGUGCUUUUGUGAAAUGUCAAAGCCUGCAGCAGGGAGAGCAUCAGCAACAAAACCCCUGUAAGUAAAACAGAGCCGACACCAGUGACAACACCGGGGGUGGAGGUGGGCUGUGAGUGGUUGCAGGAAGAAGCAAGAGUAGGCAAGUGGAAGUAGUUUGAAUGGGAAGCCCAUUUACUAACUGGUGCAAAGAAGAGCUGAGCUGUCAGCUGAUAAAGGCUAGGUCAGCAAAUGGCCUGCCUGAACUAACACUACACUCAGUUUUUAUUCCAUAGUUUGACUUGUGGCCCAUCUGUAUACAUGUAGGUAGGGCUGUACGAUAUAUCGUUGCAGAGCCUGCGAUCUAGGAGGGGAAUGAAUCAAUCUAUUUUCUAGGGUAGCUGACUGAGAUACACUGCAUGUGACUCUGCAUGCGCUGUGCAGCGAUCCACCAAUCACAUUUGUUCUUUACUCAGUUGCCAAUCAGACUACCCUGCCAGCUGUCAAUCAAAAUCAGAGCGGAGGAAACCCACCCAUGCACAUGUUCUGCACAUGGAGUGAGUCACUGGCGCUGCUGGUGUUGUGCCAAGAAACGCAAUUACUUUCACUUUCACAUUACUUAUCACUGUUUAGCCCCACAAAAAUGAAUUGUAUGGGUUUUAAAUUGUACAUUUCCGUGGACCACUCUACUAUAAGCGGUGCGCGUUUUGCGAGAUGCAUGCAAUUGUGCGUUUCUCGGCACAACAAGCAACGAACAAGAGAAAACCACAGAAAAUGAAGACUUGUUGCCAAAAAGAAAAUGAAAGUCAGUUAGCUGGAAUUAUUUCAGUUACAAGAUGGACGAUGUCGACCAAAACACGUGUUCACGUGUUUUCAUCUGUUGCUACAAUAAUGUCCCAGCACAGUAAAAGCAAGCUAAAAAUAUCUCUAAGACAGACAGAAGCCAUUCUACAAACAAGAUCAGUGCAGGUUAAUUGUCCUCAAGACUUCAGCAUAAAGUGCUAUUCAGGUCAUCUGGUGAAAAUUCCUGUAUUUUUAAAUAUCCCAAUAUAUAUCGCUAAAUUGAAAAAAAUUGCAAGUUAGUUUUUCCAAUAUCAUGCAGCCUUAGUAGGGGGCGGACUCAAAAUAUUGUGGCUUUGCUUUAAAGGAGCUGUCACGUCUUUCAUCUUUUAUACACUCUGAUCAAAAGCAGAUUGGAAAAAUACUUAUAUUCAUAAUUUUAAUGUAAAUGCAACUCCAGGUUAAUUAAAAUGUUUCUAAGUUUGCAUUUAUAUGCAUGACAAACCCUCAGCUGCAGUGAUGUAAAAUACAGUCUUUGAUUUAUCUGUAAGUUGUGGCCAACUUACUCAUCGGUGUGACAUUCAAGAUAUUUCUUACCACUCCCUCUACUUUCUGGGAUUUGUGGUCGUUUUACAAAACACAGCCAACAGUGAUAUAAAAAACAAACAAACACCCAGGCUAUGACUCAAGCAGACUUCACCUAAAAACUUGUUAUAUUUUCUAACUAAUUAUUCCAAAGUCGGAGUUGUUGUGUUUUAAUUAAUGUUAAUUUAAAACAAGAUACAUGACGCCUCUCUAUGUUGUUGCAAUUCUCCACCAUCUGUUCUCCAUAUAUGUGCUAUUUCAGUUUGAGGCGUGUUUACUUUUGUCCCCGUCCUUUUCCUCAGCUUUCUUACCUCCUCUCAUAUGUGACGAAGACGCUGUGACUCACUUGCACGCAUCUGCCGUGCGUUCAUGUCUACAAAUAUGUAGGAAGCGAUUCUUCAUGUCAACACGCUUGCUGAUACCGCUUUCGUAAACAGCUUGCAAGACCGUGUAGGCUGCCCUAUUUUUUCAUGACAGUACCAUGUAGGCCAUCUGAUACCAGGGUAACAUCCUCCUGUGCUGCUUCAGUCUCAGGACAUCAGAGAAACAUCUCUCUCUGCUGUAAGUGUGUGUGACACAAGUAGAGGAGCAACUUUGUUGUUGCAAGUGGAAGGCCUUUGCAUGGAUAUUUCUGACAGAGAGGUAUUGUGAGGAAGAUUUCUGCAGGCGACAUUAAAGAGAUUUCAAACCAUUUUGCUCACUUGGUUUGACAUUGUUCUGUUUUCCUCGCCUGAGAUGCUGCACCAAAUGUCAGCAUGUUCCCCUCAUUUUUUACUGCCAUGGUCAAUGACACAUACGGCGCAAGAUCACCUCUAAAGUCACACUUUUUUUUUUUUUCCUACAGCUAUGACAGCCUGGUCUUUUUAUAGCUCGGACUAUUUGGGGCAUUACCAAAAUAGUCUACCUUAGAUGUAUUGUAGCACUGCCUAUAAGAUCAGCAACUUGUUCAGUCGUUGCUCUCGGUUGUUUUUCGGCUCUUUUCUGCAAAGUAAAUACUAGAUGAAAACAAACGCUUCUCAGCAUCAAGCCGUCUUCUUUUGCGGUGCGAGGUACAGCGUGUUCCCAUGCUUGAAAGACUGUCUGCCUGCCUGACUGUCUGGUGUGGUUUAAUCAGCAAGGUCGAGCAUUGUAUUUUAUACAAAGAUCACUGACUACAUGCUGUAGCCGGGGAUAUUUCCCCACCAUUAGCGCCGCAUAACCAAAAUAUUGUGAAUGAAUCAGAGAUAAUCAGCAUUUCUAGGCAGCUGCUGACUUAUCCUGCACAUUUAAGCCACACCAAAAAGCACUAAUUACAUUACAAGUGCUCCUGUCAUUCCAGUUCUGCGUAAUUCUGUGACACACGGCCUAUUCUUUUGACAAUUCUGUUUCCACGAGUACUUUUUGUAGCACUACUCCACCGUAAAUUAAUUUUCUGUCUGUGUAAGCUUUGGCUCCCCUCUAGCAAGGUGAUAGUGCCAAUUAAAGAGGAGAUACACUAUGAGAUGAGGAUAGAGUGGAGCCUGAUGUGGCCUGUAUUCAUGUCUGCAUGCUCACAUUCUGCUGAGUCAGGAGGUUUUGUGGAAGUCCGUCAACUGCAACUCAAUGAGGCUACGAGCCAGAGAGGCUGGUGGGAAACAGCCACUCCAGUAGUUGCUGAUGAAUCUACUUGUAACCCUGUUUUGUGCCCUGUCAGUGAUGUUUGACACUAAUCAGCCACAAACAGUUUGGAAAGUAGUUAUGGGAAGAUUGUGGAGGAGCGCUUGGUAGAGUCUGGUUUUGCCUCGUCGGGACAUUUGUGUGUCCACUCUGUUUACAGUAAAUAAAGAGAGGAGGAGUAAACUUCAAGGGUGGAAGGGAGUGAGCAUGUUCGAGGUUCCUGUCUUUAUGUAUUUAAUGUGAUGAAGACUCAUGUUGAAAUGUAUCUAAGAAGGAAAGGUCAAUGCCAGACUCUCUCUGUGUGAAGAUUUGAUGUUUUAACAUUUCUAAGAAGCGUUAUCAGUGAUUGUCAACCAAAAUGUGUCAGGAUGAAGCAGCAAGCUUCAGUUUUGAAAAAGAAAGCCUUAAAGGGAUAUUCUGGUGUAAAAGUAAGUUAGGGUUAAACCCAUCGUAACACCAAGUUAGACACCUCGAGAGAUGGUGACGCAGGUCAAGGAAGAACAUUUAUGAUCAUUUCUUCAAGGAAAUGCAAUCAAACCAAGACGCUAAGGCAGAAGAAUUGCAGAAGUCUGCAGUGCAAAAUGAUAAAUAUGAUGAUUAUUACUUCAAGGAAAUGAUAAAGUAAUGAUCAUAAAUGUUCUUCCUUGAGCUGCGUCACCCCGCUGUAGUCCGUAAUGGACUGGCCUGAGGUCUCGCUACAAACAAGCAGCUGCUGGAAGAGAGUAGGUGUUUUUUUGGUGGCUAGUGCUGUGGCUAGGACCCUAUUUGUACUGUUGAUGAAGUUAGGUGCUGUUCUGAGCAUUAUUUGUGGCUAUAGUGUGGCGCUUUGGUUGAGGUUUGUUGAUGGCUCCUCAGACUGCUGUGUAUUGCUAUCCUGGGGUCGUAACUAAAGUUGGUAUAACUAGAGAAGCAAGCGGUCGGCAACAUUCAUCUCUCGAGGGGGGUGUCUAACUUGGUGUUUUGAUGUGUUUGACCCUAACUUAAUUUUACGCUGGAAUAUCCCUUUAAGGAAAGUGCAAAAAACUGCAGUUCCCCAAAUGUCUCCGUAAAGCUGCUCCAAACGUAGAGGAAACCCCAUUAGAGCCUCAAAACAAUACUGAUUUUUACAGAUUAAACACAUACUCAUCCUGGUAGAAAAAACAGCUUUUGUUUCUUUACUCAUCUCUUUAGUCAUAAAAAACUGUUGGGCAGUUGGAAUUUUUUUACAGCCUAUCCCAUGAUUGAAUCAAGAGCUCUGCAUGAUGACGCAUAAUAAGCGGAGUUGCUGACAGGUGUGCAUAUUGUAACUGUUAGUCUCCAUCUCAGUCUCUUUUUCAGUUACUGAUUUAGCCACAAGUUAGACGGAGUCAGCAGUUUCAAUAUGGUGACUACUGCCACCUUUGGGUUUCAUAACACCUCUUCAGAAACUAAGGGACAACCUCACUGAGACUACAGUUAAUACAGUCUAUAGCUUGAAAGCUACAACCAAUUACAUAGACUAUACUAGCGGGGGUCAUAUAUUAAACUCGCCCACAUUAGACUGUGAUUCAGACCAAGAGCUCAGAUCAAACAACAAAAACAACCUUUGAGAAGAUAAGAAGAAGCAUCAGAGGUUAAAAAAGAGUAAACUAAAAAGUAUGCACAAACAAGUCUACAGAGCCAGUACUAUCUGUUAUGAAGUACUUUUUGGCCUUCAGUUUUCUGUGUGUCUGUUGGUUUGCAGUAAUCUGAUUUAACACAGGGUUAUACACCAUGUAAGGCACAGUUGUGAUGUGUCAUUGUUGCCUCCCAGCAAGACAGAUGACAGCUGGAGUUAGCAUGUCGCGCUUCUGCCUGAACAAGUCCCCUCCAACAGUCCAAAGACAUUCAGGUUAGGAACCCAAUGUGACUGUAAAUAGCACGUGGACGUCUAAAUUAUCUAAAUCGCCCUUAGGGUGAAUGUGAAUAGUUGUCCGUCUAUUUGUGUUAGCCCUCCAGGGUGCACUCCACCUCUCCCCUAAUGUGAGCCGGGGGUUGGCUCCGGGCUCUAGGAUAAGGAUGGAUGGGCGCCACGUGAGCGCAACAUAAAAUCAAAGUCUUAAGACUUAAUUUUGGCAGAAGGCUCUUCUAAUAGAGAGGGCCAGGAGAUUAGGUAAUAGUGUCUGACCAAACUUCUUAUGUGUGAUUCUGAAAACGUGCAGGUUUGCAUUCAAUGAAAAGUGAACUUUGGUUUUCUUCUGUGUUUGGAUAUCAUGCUCGGUUCAGAAACUAACAAGGUUCAUGAAUUAUCUGACCUGAUUUAAGAUGAAGCAGAUUGCAUAAAGGAGCAAACGGGGCUUUAGGAAGAAUAAGAAAUUAACACCAUCAACCUCACAGCUUAGCAAAAUAACUUAUUGACCAUUAUUUUAAUGCAUUCGAUGGUUGUUUUGGUCAUCAGGUUAAUGUGUAUGAAAUUUGGACUAAAACUUCCAUGUUAAAUUCAUUCAUAUAUUAAAAAAAAUGAAUUAAAAGACACUUAAUGAGUGUUAAUUCAACCCUAAUCCUGCAUCAUGUAAAUCAGGCACAUGUUCUGGAGCUGCCACGAUGAUCCUGACACUUCCUUCAGGAUGAUAUGCGUAUGUGUUUUGUUUCCAGCUAAAACCUGUCAGUGCUCUGCUGAUAUUCUCAUGAAACCAUCCCCUGAAUUUUUGGCCUGACAUGCAUUAUCACUGAAGCAGCUCCUGGCCCUGUAGCAUGAUGUCGUUACAGAUUACAGUCUGGGCUCUGUGGAUUGUAGCCUUGAGUGUCGCGAGGCACCGCAGCCUCAAGUGGGUUGACGUCUGGCGGCAUCAUCGCAUCUCUUCCUCCCCAUCCCCUCCUCCUCCUUUAACCACCCACCAAUCCUGGCUCUCUCUCUUUCCCUCCCUCUCACGUUUCUCUACAGCCGGCUGUUGCAGUCAGGCAGCAUCAUGGAGGCUGGAUGUGUGGUUGCCGCGGUGAUUGAGAAUGCUGCCUCAGGACCCCAGGGUGAACCAGGAAGUAGUGACGUCCUUGAAGGGUAAGUUACUCUUGUUUUCUGAUCGUCAUGGCGGCUGAUCAUAUUUAUGUAAAUUUUCAGAGAUCUGCAGAGAAAGAGGCAUUUGUGUAUUUGCCUGCAUGUAAAUUUUACUCAUGGAUAAAUGCAGGAGCAGGGUAACGUUAGGACAAAGUCCACCGCUCUCAGAGAGAGUAAAUGUUCCUGCUUAAGCUUCAUCAGCUCUUUAGCUUCGGAUUUAUAUCACGCCUUGGUAAUCUUUCCUGUCACUGUGGAGCACAUAUAUUCAACUGCAUGUCAGUGUUCUUGGCCUCAUAUACUGUUCUCAUAACACUGAGUCCCUGAGACAAACCCGAGUCCUCCUCUCCUUCUCUCUUUGUUGCACACAAAAGUUGGACUGAAUGCACCUCUCCCUCCACUCCCCGAGUACAUUGAGUCACAUUUCAAGUGACGGUUUUGUGAAGCACUCCCUUGUGGGCGGAAUGCCUUUAUAGCUUUCUCAAUAGAGAAGCUUUGCUUUCCUGAGCACAUACAAAAGACAUCAUGACUUUUUGCUGACCCGAACAUCAAGAUUUUGCCACUUGUCUAUGAUUUGUUCCCAUACAUAUAUAUCUUAAUGUGAGAUAUAUUGUUUUUCCUGAUGUUUUAUAAACACAUUCCCCCCUAAACAGAAGAGAGUCCCACACCUUGCAGAAGAGUACAUGAUGUUUUCUGGGCCAUGGUGAUGCAGUGUCAUGAUUUAAGCCGAACAUAUUGUGGAUUCAUCCCCCUCAAUUGCUCCCUCUGGUGUAUUUGAAAAUAAUUACAAAUGUUCUUUUUUUUAAACAUCAGACCACACUGACUUGAUUGCUGCGUGUCAUACCAUGUUUCUGUUGUUAUGUGUGUGUUUGUGUUUCUGCAGAGAGGUGCUACAGACCUCUGACCUGGACAAAGACAAUGCCUUACCUCAUGCAACCAACAACCAUCCUCCAGAAGAGAAACCGCCACAGGAGACAUCCACUGCCAAGGUGCACGCCCACUCACAUCACACACACACACAAUCGCACUCUAAACUCAUCCCUCACAAGGACAAAAACUAACAAACACACUCUAGCUGAUACAACAUCCCUCUUCCAUGAGACUCCAUAGGUUUUGAAAGACUAAAAAUACCAUACACGAUCAUGAGAGAGUCACUAAUUGCAGCUGAAAUGGUGUGAAUUGGUGUUCGGCUGCAUUUGAGGGCAUCAAACCUUCAGAUUUGGCUGAAAGUGAGGCGUGUUUGAAAGCUGUUAGUGCAAAGAUGCUUAAAUAAAUACUAUGGCGGACAAGUGAAGUCGCCACCCCUCCCCCUCAGUUUAGAUCUGGAUACUCUAGUUUUAUGUAAUAAUCCUCCCCAGGGGCUCUAACUUAACAUCAUUACCCUCCUGUUAGAGUGAAUCUUGGAUGAGGGACAAAAAAAAAUCCUCAUAGUGGAUUCUAUGUUGGAUGGUAUCAUAACCCAUCAUAAAAGGUUGUAACGCAGAUUCAUGAAUGUUAUAAUAUCAUGUUACAAUAUAAUACUGUCGAUGAUGUAGUGUCACAAUAUAUGGCAUGCAUAAGAAUUCAUACAAAGAAUGAAUUACUGAGCAAUUAUUCGCAUAAAAGCAUUAGCAUCAAAUAACCAACACAACACAACCCAGGAAAGACUCAAAGAAACCAAAAUAGCACAACAUAAUAUUAGCAUAGACAGAUGUUGAAAAGCUUAAGGAGAGCAUUACAAUAGCACUACAUGCUAACAACACAAAAGCAGAGCACUGCAAAAACCAAAUAUGGGCGUGAAGUGAGAGGACGUAGAGGUAACAUAAAAUAUGAUCUGCAGAAGUUUGUAUUAAUAUCUCUAUAGCACUACACUGAAAAAAAGGAAUUUCAAGAAAGGAAAAACAGCCUCGUAUUAAGAAAAUAAGUCAUAUUUUUUUGUACAAAAAGAAUAUUAAUCUUGUCAAGCAUGUUUGGUAUUAGAAAAAUUAUCUAAUUUGAAGAGAAGAAGGCUAACUUUUUCUUGAUAAGAUACUCCAGCUAAUUUUGAGAUAAAAUGAACCAGAAAUAGAGUAGAAGAAUGUUUUACAAUAAAAUCCAGCGGAGCAACAAAAUCAUUCAUCUCAUUUUAAUAGUAAGACAUACUGUAUGUACAACUUCUUAUUUUAAGAAUGCCGUGAAACUAGAACAGUUGAUUUUUUUAUAUUAAGAUUUCCACUGCAGGUCAUCUGAACCUGACAGAAUCUGCUGCCUCAAACAUUAUCUGACAUAUAAAGAUGUCAGUAGGCUACUCUGUACAACACACAACAUAAUACAAUGACCAGAUGAAAACUGCAAAACAACAAAGAACAACAAAGAACAUGCUUGCUUCCCACCUGCUUGCUUGUGGAAUAAAAAUAUAUAUUUAAUAAGAAUUUUUUGGUAUCUUGAUUUAAGACAACAGCACUUCUAUUUGCUAUGCUGUUUUAAGAAAUUAUGUCUUGUUUGAACUACUGUCAUGAUCAUUAAUAAUCCUAGAUUAGGUGUAUUUUCUUGAAGUUCGUUUAUUCAAGAGACUAACAUUCUAAUUUUAAGUUACUGCAUCUUCAUUUUUUAUUGCUUGCUGCCAAAAAAAUAAAAGAUUAAUAUAUGAUUUUCUGUCUAGUUUUAAGUUUCAUUUGAGUCUCUCAGGGCCAGGAAAUUUGUUCUUAUUUUGAGAAUUCUUGUCAAGCAAAAAAAAGCUUAUAAUAAGAUAUAAAAUAAUAAUGUAAGUUGCAUCAGCUUAGCAUAAGUCUCGUUUGUUUGUUUUGUGUGUAUUUGAAUUUUAAUUUUAACUGUGUCUUGUUGCAUUACCAGUUCUCAGCAGACAAACACCUCUUGACUGUAUUGACUGUCCAUCAGCCCUACGGCGAAUAACUGACAGUUAUCGAUGUCUGCUUCCCCUAUUUGGCAGGUGAGGAGCGAUGAUAUCACAGAGCUGCCAGCUGAGCCCCUCCUGCGCUCCUGCGUCAGCACGGCCAGCAUGAAGGUCAAGAACGUGAAGAAGUAGGUGCUCGGUGUGUCGGUGUUGCUGCUAUUAUCGUCUGUAAAACAGGCCUCUUAUUCAGGCCAGGGAAAUGAGGACCUAUAAAACGAUGGGCGCGGCACAGACAGACAGCUCAGCCGGCUGCGUCUCUAACCCCGUUCCCUCACACACAGAGGCCUAAUCUCUUUUUCUUUUCCCUCUUUUGCUUUACUCUUCUCUCCAUCAUGGUGUCAGUGUGGUGAAUACUGAUGAGCGGCUGUUGUGUGUUUCUGAUGUUUUUUCUUUUUUUUUUUUAAAGGCUGACGUUCCCCCGAGGUCACUUCCCCAGGUUGGCAGAGUGUGCCCAUUUCCACUAUGAGACUGUUGACUUUGGCAACGUUCAGGUGAGCUCUGAAGAUACUAUAUAUACUGUGACUCCAGCAGCCAGGAGUCACUAUGUUUAGUAAUUGUGUCUUUGGCUCGAAUUCAGUAGAUGCUUAGGUGAAUUGCUCCAGAAAUGCAUCAGCCUUGCAAUGCAAUCUGGCAGCUGAAUCAAUACUCGAGUUUGUCUUUUCUUUACUGCUCCUCCCUCAUUACUUAAAAUCCCUUCUUUGUGCCACAGCAGAGCUUUCAGUGUGUUAUUUCAGCGCCUUAAAUAUACCCUUAUACAUUCACAAUUACAUACUGUCUUCCAUUAAUUCAUCAUGUUUUCGCUAUAACAGGUUUAAUGGUUUCAUUGAUAUCAAAAAACCAUGAUCCCACUACAGCUGCAGGGUAAUCCUAGGGUAUUACAGUAUAUUAAUGUCAGACUCAUCUGGCCUCUGUAAACCUGUGAAACCGCCUCAUUAAUUUGACUGAGGUGUGUGGUGAGUCAGUCAGUGAGUAAAGGAGAUACAGUAGUUUCCUGGAUGCUUAGCCGGGUCUAUCCAGGGAUAGUUUUGAAUGACUCACUUUUAAAGUGAAAACCUGCUCCGACAAAACAAUGAGAGGUGUGAGGAAAAUGUGCUGACAGUUAAAAGCUGUUGGAGGUGACGACUGUAUUGUACUCUUUUUUUUAACAAUAUUAGAUUCAUCAUUCGACUUGACCAAAGAAAAUUCCAUGACUAGAUAUGUUGCAAAAAGGGCAACUGUUUGCAUCAUAAUAUGCUCACUUAGACAAUCAUUAUGUUUAACUUUAUACCUGCUAAGUACGGGUGGAAGAAAAAAUCGAUUCACAUAAGUAUCGCAAUUUUUGUUUUAUAAUUUUUAAAUCAAUUUUUAUGUUCAAGAAUUGAUUUUUUUUUCCAAUUUAAGAGUAAAUCUUUAAAACCGACUUACAUGCGAUGUGCAAUUUUUUGGUAAAUAUGGUUCCUGGAAUAGUCAGUAAACAAUCAUAAUUAUUCAACUGGUGUUAAAAAUGCAGACUGAAAAGUGAGAAAAUUGACAAUAUCGACAAAGAAUCGAAUCGGGAGAAAAGCAUACUGACCCAGCCCUUCUGCUAAGUAUUUGAUUUGAACAUGCACACAGUAGUAUGUAGCAUUAUGCGUAAAAUUUGGCUCUUCUUGACUCAUUUUUAUAAACUUUGGUAAUCUGAGAGAUUACAGUGCAGUGCAAUGAGAACACCCCUUCAGAGUUGUCAGAAAACCUUUAGUUUCCUUCCAAAAUCAACAUUUUCUAUGUCAGAUUAUACAACAAAAUACUCCCCCAAAUGUAGGCCAUUGAUUGCAAACAAGAUUUUUUAAUGUUGCAUACAAAAAAGUAUAUAAAUGAGUACACCUCAAUCAAAGUUCUUGGGGCAAAGCUAAAUUUUAGUUUCCAUAUCACCCUUGUUUUCAUUUUAUAGUAGAUAAAAUGUUAUUUUAAACUCAGCUUCGUCAAAACUUUGGAAAUUGUGUGGGGGUGUACUGACUAUAUGACUAUAUGUAACUUGCAAAUAAGCUGCAAAGACCUGAUGUGAAUAUUCCUCAGCCAUGUGCACUGAUUCACACCGAAUAAAAAGCAGUCUGGAUGUGUAAAGCUUUUAAUACUUUAACUGUAUCUUGCAGCACUGGUAAUAGUAAGCAGUGAAGCACUGGUAUUUGUGUAGCCAUGUAUGUUAGUUGCUGUUAUCUGCCUGGUUAACAUCGGUGCAGUUCAGUCUUCUUGCCAGCAGAGCGCAGCAGUCGCCCCUCUCCGACCAGAAGCUGCUGGUGAAGCUCAACACAAAAGAGAGAGCAUGAGUAGUACAUGCACGCUGUGGGGCUGAUUCCCAACAUGCAGCAUUAAUGGACUAGAGUGAAGCGAGCUGGACGAGACUUAAAUCCCGGGAUGUUCUGAGUGGCAGGGGUUGCUGUCCUGCUGUGGUUGCCGUGUCUGUAAUGGCUCCAUCAGUUAAAGCAGCGUAACAGUCCCAGUGACCUUGAAAAGCUCCACAGGGAAAGGAAAAGCCGAGCUGAGCCGAGAGAGAAAUAUGAGUCUGGGGAGAGUGGCACUGAAAUCUGCAUGCACUCUGUCACUCUUCAAUGUGAUGCUGUUUUCUGCUGUUCGUAUCCCCCCUGACUAAAUCAGAUUUAUUAGGCUUGUUGUAUCUUUCAUGAUGCGUUUGUGGCAGCAGACUGGGAGUGUGCUCAGCAGGUUUCAUGUAUCCUAAUCGUUGAAUAGCACAAGGACAGCAGACAUUGCCUCUGUCUGCAGCCUCCCAGACUGAUCCCUCUCCAGAUUAUAGCUCCAGUCUCGCCUUGAGCGUGGAAUGAAUGAGAAUAGUUAUGAAAUGAAGCAGCCUCGUCUAUCUCUCUCAUGCAGCCUUGCUUUUGUGUGAUGGAUGAGCUUGAGCAUCUGUGUGUGCCCGGUUGAGCCCAUUUACUGCCAAAACCCCCCCUUUUUGUCACUGAAGAAAGCAGAGUGGUCGAGAGAGAGAGAAAGAAGGGGGAGGGGGGAGAGUGCAGAAGAGGGGAGGAGAAGGAGGGGGUUAGAGAUGGAAAAGAGGCAUGUAGGAAGGGGGUAAGACACACAGCAGGAAGCAUCCUCUUUUCAUAUUUUCUGCUUUGAGAAGAGCAAGGAGCGCGUGCUGAUCCAAAGCUGUGUGAAUGAGCAUUUCCACGUACGACAGCAGGGGAGUGAGGAGCAGCAUUUAAACUCUGCUGCCCUCUGCAAAGAUUUGGCUUGUUGGAGGAGCUCACUGAGGUCCAGGAUUGCCGCACACAAAGGGAGAGUCACAUCCUCCAGCUGCGGAUGGAUAUCUGAGAUGCUUUAGUGGCAGGUAACAUGCAUGUGUGGAUGAUUCAUGAGUUUAUUUCAGCAUCCGGUGUGAGACGUUUGUGCGUAAAUGACAUAAUGCCGGUGUAGAGCUAGCAUCUAAGCUGUGUUUGCAUGUUUUAUUUUGAAAGGAGGAGCCCUUGAGGUGUUGGCAUAAUAAAGGAAGUGAUGCUCUGGCACGCUGUUGAAUAAAACAAUCACAUUUUUUAUAUUUUAUAUCAAAAAUAACACAUUUUUGUCAAUCUUUUUUUCAUCACAAAGGAAUCCUGCUUCCCAUCAUGCAUUUGGCGUCACGGUGCAGCAUCAGUACCUCAUUCAGGAUCUCAUUUUUUUCAAACAAAUCUUUGCAUUUAGUCAGAUCUCCUCCGCCAUAACUUAUUAAAGAACAGUUUUCUCAAUGUGCGCUCCUUGUCAGCCUGGUUGGCAGUGUUGCCGUUGAGCAGUAACUGGGUCGCUGUCUGUUGUGUAACAGUGGAGCUGGAUGUGUUGCUAACAGUUAAAAAUAACCAGAGGUUCCCCCUGGCUCGCAGGCCUUUGAAGUCUCCUACAGUAAUGCCUGUCAAUGUAUUCCCAAACUCCUUCAGGGCUUUGAUCGUCUCGGUUUUUGGGGCAUAUGGAAUAUUGUUGAAGAAGGAUGAGAAGAAGAAAAAAAAGUGAGCUAAAACUACCACGCCUUCAAGCGCUGAUUUCUUAUCAGCUUAUGUAUAAAACAUUACAUACUGCAGGAUUAUGGUGGAGAGAGAAUAUGAAUCACUCUUAUGCAGAGGCGGAGGACAUGUCCCAAAAAUCUCUUUAAGACCCUUUUCUGGAAGAUCUGGUUGUCUGUUUCUUCUUCAUGCUUUUCUACCCACAAUUCUUUGUUACUUGAGUCCUUUUUUGCUUUUAUUCACUUGAACCCUCGGCUCAGUGUAAAAGCGGUUUUACUUUUUAAUGGGAAAAAAGGGGUUGGACAUGAUGUUCUCGCUGUACACCAGGUCACAUGCACAGAGGUUGUUGUAUUACACUUAUCCAUUAUUCAUAAUGUGGACCCUCUCAGUUUUAACCUCCUCCGUCUCUCUUGUUUUUGGGUGUUUUCUCUCAUAGUUGGAAUUCGCAGAAGGGCAGAGUGAAGGACUGAAGGCGGGUCUGGACUCCAAGGAGCUGGUCUUUCUGGUCCAGAUCACUUGCCAGGUAGCUUUAUUUUGGAAAAUAGACUUCACAGUUUCAUAUUAGAGUCUAUUUAAGAGAGUUUUGCACAGUCACAGUUAGGUAGGUAUGUAAGGUACUUUAGUACUUGUACCUUAGAAGAGUAAACAGAACUGCUGUCUUCAAUACUGAGAAGUGUACAGUUAUUUUAUGUAAACAUAUGGGGAAAAAACAGCUGACAUGACAACUUACAAAGUAUAACUGAGAGUCCAAACGAUACAUCCGCCUACUGAUGCAAAGAGUAGUAGGAAAAAAGAGUAUUUUGAAAAGGAGUGGCCGCUGCAAACUAGUGCAGGCAGGAAACUGAAGCUUCACACUUGACAUAUCCUCCUAAUUUGGUGGUCUAGUUAAGCUACAAGAUUUCCAGUCUCUCUCUGCGCUGAACCAGAACUUUCAGCUCCUCCACCUUCCCAGCAGCCACCUGCAGGCUCUGAUUUGAGGGCCUAAAGUUUUCUCUCAUGACUCCUUUAAAAUUUUAGAUGAAAAAUAAAUCUGCUAAGAGUUAUACAGGCAUGAAAAACUACAAUAAUGGUUUAUGAAUUUCUUUUAGGUGUUUUUUUUUAUUUAAUUCUGUAUAUUAUCUCUCUUUUAGGGUCGAAACUGGCUGGUAAAAAGAUCCUACGAGGAUUUCCGUGUGCUGGACAAACACUUGCACUUGUGUAUCUAUGACCGUCGCUACUCUCAGCUCACCGAGCUGCCACGAAAUGACACAUUAAAGGAACCUGUUGAGGUAACACUGAACUUCACUUUCAUAUCUCUGAUCAGCUACACAGAUAUAAAAUAAAGCUUCAUUCAUAAUCUUUCUAUGUUUAUACACAUAGUAGUUUUCAGUUGUGGAUUAUGACUCCCGGUUUUUGAGACUUCAUUAAAUUUUGAUCAUUUUCUGUCUCCGUUCAGUCAGUUACCAAGAUGUUGGCGACCUACCUGUCCCGCUUCUCUGUCAUCGCCGACAACAAGAUCAACUGUGGUCCUGUUCUCACAUGGAUGGAGGUAUUUUCUCAUCUGCAUCUGCUGAAUGCUCACACUUACUGUUAGUGAUUCACUCUCUGCAGAAGACCCCAUUAAGAUGAAUUAAUAUUUAAUCUUCACCAUAAAUACUCAAGUAGUCGAGUUAAAGGAACAGUCAGGGUUGGCAUGGAGGUUUAUGCAUGUACCAGAGCCACAGUCCUGGUUGCAGCAGUUGCUGGUUCAACUCCCUGCCAUAACCUUUUGCUACACGUCUCUUCACACUCUCUACUCCUCACGUCUCCUGUCUGUCUCAAGAAGUCCAUUUAAGCCUCACUCUCUGGCUGCCCAUACAUUUUAAAAGUCUUUUAUUUGCUUUGAAAUCCCUCAAUACGCUCGCCCCGCCGUACCUCUCUGAGCUUCUACACUUUUAUACUCCUUCCCGGUCUCUCAGGUCAGCCGAUCAGUUGCUCCUGAGAGCCUAAAACAAAGCGGAAGCUCAGAGGAGAUCGUGCUUUUGCUGUCGCAGCUCCUAAACUUUGGAAUAACCUGCCUCAGCACAUCAGAGAGGCCUCCUCUCUGCCUGUUUUUAAAUCCUGUCUUAAGACCCUCCUCUUCUUCUUGGCUUUUAACACCCAGUAGGAGGUUGACUUCAUUUGUUUGAUUUUAUUCAUUGUGUUUGUUUUUAUUUGAUUUUACUGUGUUUUAUAUCAUUUUAUUUUUACCUUAUCUGUUGUGCUUCUGUUGUAUUAUUUAUUGUAUUUUUAUCCUGCUGUGCAGCACUUUGGAAACCUUGUGUUUGCUUAAAUCGUUCUAUAUAAAUAAAAUGGAUUGGAUUGAAGUCCUAUUUAUAAGCAUAAGCUAUAGGGAAUGGACAUUACAGUUUGAUCCUGUUAUACCAAUAAGCAGGGGUUUGUUUUUGAGUUUUAUUUCUUAACUGUGACUCAUUUCCAAAUGACAACACAAGAAAAAUGUGCAAUAAGCUGAAGUGUUCACGAUUUAAAUCUACACUAAAAGCACGGUUUGGGAGCAGGAGCAGAUGUUCCUCCCUGCGUCUCCCAUCAUAAUGAACUCUGCGAUAGAGUUGAUUUCUUUUCUUUUAAAAAAUAUCAGCCUCAUUUUGUUCUUUUUCUGUUUCCAGAUCGAUAACAAAGGGAACCAUCUAUUAGUUUCUGAGGAGGCCUCGAUCAACGUUCCUGCCAUCGCCGCCGCUCACGUCACCAAACGUUACACCGCACAGGCCACCGAUGAGUUAACCUUCGAGGUCAGUCUCGCCAGAUAUUUCUGAUCCCAUCAUAAUGAUUGUUUUUCAGAGUGCCUGUGAUCGGUCUUUAUCGUAAUCAUCCCUCUGUUUUUGAUGCAGGUCGGGGACAUCGUGUCAGUCAUAGACAUGCCUCCAAAAGAAGACACGGGGUGGUGGAGAGGGAAACAUGGCUUUCAGGUACACCAUCUGCUCUGCUCCAUCUGCAUUGUGAUUAAUUCAGAACACUCUUAUUUUGUUUGCGCUCAUGUAAAAACUUAUAAAAGUGGCAUUCGGUCUGUAGGAUUGAAUUGUUUGACAACAUAUGUCAGACGUCAUGAUCUUCUGUCUUCAAAUGUGUCACAUUUACGCAUUUGAAUUAUUUUGAGCGUGAGGAUGAUACUGAGAGAUGAAAACUCAUGUUUGUGCUUUAUACUGAGAUUAUUUACGCUAACUUCUUGUUUUUGAAAUUCACCAAAGCUAAAAGCAGCAGGUUCGUCCUUGCAGUUGAGCGACACCUUAAAAUCCUCUCCACAAACCAUCUAUUUUCAGCCCGAGGCAGCAUGUACCCUCAUGCUUGCUGACCUAUUUCUGAACCUCCCUCAACACCCCCACUGGUCUUUUGAACUUACAAGUGUUAUCGCCGUCUCUACCUCUCCUCUUCCCUUCACUCAUCCUCUCCUCUCCACUCACAGGUUGGUUUCUUCCCCUGCGACUGUGUUGAGCUGAUAAAUGACAAGAUUCCCCCCAGCGUUCAAAGCUCGGUGCCAAAGCCAGGUACUCUCCAGCGUGUCUGCCCCCCCCCUUCCUGCUUGAUGAUUUAUUUAAGUCUUGCUCUGGGGAUGUGAGACGGAUUGAUUUAAAGUGGCUGUUUUGUGCGUGUGUGUGUCAUCCUAAUCAGUGUGUAAGAAGCAUGGGAAACUCGUAACCUUCCUGAGGACUUUUAUGAAGUCUCGACCGCCGCCUCAGAAGUUGCGGCAGCGUGGGAUCCUGAGAGAGAGAGUGUUCGGCUGUGACCUGGGGGAACAUCUCCACAACUCAGCACAUGAGGGUGAAUUACUUUUACAAUAUCUCCUCUUUUUUUUCCUUAUUUUCCAUCCUGCUCUGCUUACCUGCGGGCAGUUCACACCAAAAUAUUUCAGUUUAUAUUCUAAAACCCCAACAUGGGAUUACCCUGCAAAGCUCCUUUGUGGAUUGGGGUUUGUGAUACACUGCUUUGAUGUUUACUGUGAAUUAUAAAUCCAUGGUGUGAAUAAUUGUGUUAUGUUACCCGGCAAGAUUCUCUUCUGCAGAGGACUUUGUAGAUUUUUUUUAAAGGACGUGGAUUUAUUCUGGUUUUUCAAACAUGUCAAAAUGCUCGUGGCCUAAAAAGCUUUAUUGAUGUUUUUAAGUAUUUUAUCAGUUUGUGUUUUGUUCACUUGCAGUGUGAUUGUCGAACUUUGCUCAGGUCUGUGUUUUGUUGUUGAUACCUUGGAUACAGAGGCUGGCUACACACAAGACGACUUGACUGAUUUAAAAAACACAUGCGGACAUUUCUGACCGAGUUUUAACAUUACAGCUCUGUGGACACACACUUGAAGGUUUCAUUAGAGUGUUGGACCGCACACUUAACUUUAAAAUGACAAGGUCACUGUGCAAAGUCUCUACAGAUAUGAAAUCUAACAGGCUUUAGGAGACAAACAUGGAGGACAACUGACGUCACCAGCUGUCUGUCCUUGCAUGUGUUUAGUUUUGCAGAGAAAAACAAAAGAAAGGAGAAUACGGAUAAAAUCCUGACUAAUCUGUAAAGGUGGUCCUUCAGUGUCACUCUGAUCUGGAGUCAUAAAUAUUUAACAUCUUUGAUGUUUAGCAGUGAAAUAGUUGCAUUGAUUCCACACCUUUGAGGAUUAUUUGGACAAGCAAUGAAGUGUGACAAACCUCAAACCAGACUCCCCAGAGCAUCGAGGGUCAUAAAUCAGGCCUUCAAUUGGAGCCAUAAAUCGUCUAGUGUGUGUCAAGCCUAAGGUCAUGACCUCUGUGCUUGUUAUGCAGUAUAUAGUCAGCAUUUAAAGAACUGAGUGGAUAAUUGGCAGGUCUAUUCUGCUGUUUUAUUUACUUUGAUUAACAGUUAUGAUCUCGGUUUCUGAAAAAUUCCAGUCAAUGUAGUUUUAUUAGCUCAGGUAACAUGAAGUAUGAAAUAAAAAUCAGAUAAAUCAUAAUAAAGAACAGAUUCUUACAUACCUCACAUCAAAAUAUUGUAAUUUUUUUACUGUUUGAAGACUUUUCUGAUUUAAUUUACUACCUCAUGUUCUUGUUAUUGUAGUUUGUCAAAGAAGAGUUUAUUCGUUUUCUUUUAGGUAGAUUCAUAACAUAACAGCAUAAUGCUUCAUUAGAUUAGUCAUAAAACUAUUAUCCAAGCAGCAUUAGAUUAGUUAUACUUUAUGGGCAUGUUUUUUUUUAACAUACAGGUGUCUGAUUAAUACAGCAGGGCAGAGAAUACCACAUUUCUACUUGCAUGAAGUGAGGUAGAAGGACAGAGUAGCUGGUAAAACUCAAAAGAGACUGGCAGUCAAAUGUGGCUUUGAGUCGACUCAUGAUCUAUUCUGACCAAAAUGAUGUUAAAGAUCUGAGUUGGGCUGAAAGAGGAAAGAGUUCACAGAAUUAGUUUUCCUGUUACAUAUUCUCAAAGCAACACGAGAAACCGUAAUUUACUUCAACUCAGUAACAGCGCAGUGAUAUAAAAUGUGACUCUCUGCUCCCACAGUCCCACAGGUUGUAAAGAGCUGUGCUGAAUUCAUCGAGAAACACGGAGUGGUGGAUGGAAUCUACAGACUGUCUGGGAUCUCCUCUAACAUCCAGAAACUGAGGUUUGUACCUCUGUUGUUAUCAGGAUAAGAAAUUUACUCUAAGAAAAUGUUAAUUUGUUAUUUUAAAAAAAAAAGGAACAAUGGGGGGACUUAAUUGGAAACCACAUUCUGACAAGUUCUUUGUUUUUGUCGGGCAUUAUGGACUGGGCUGACUCACUAAAGAAGCACUGAAUAGGAAACAAUUAUUAGAAAUUAACAGAAGAAGCUCAACAAUAACAUCAUGGACGCUGCUCUCCAAGUUUGUUGUUUUUUCCAUUUAGCCGCUUCUUGUGAAAUCCAUCAAACUGAAUUGAUUCAAGCUGUGCGGCCUUGAAUAGCUGUAAUGAUUUUCACAUCUAAUUUAUGCCCACCAGGAGGAAUUAAUAAAACAAAUUCUCACAAGCAAGAUGGAUUUGGAAGCUCUUAAUAGGCUGACGGGGUGUUGACAGCCCGUCAAAAGGGAUUUAAAACGUGUUGAGUGUUGAAUUAUAGGAAAUGAUAAAUGUGUGAUGGCUAGUUUGAGAUUCUCCAUGUUGGUAAUGAAGGACCUUUUCAGGCUGUUUGGCCCAACUUUGAAAAAUAUCCUUAUUUAUUUUAUUUUAAAUCUUUAUUUAAGCUUUAUCGAACAGGUCAGCUUGAGAGAGAGCGAUGUACCUGAUCCUGUUGAGUCCAGUGAAUCAGUAUGAUGAGGACUAUAGCGCCCGUAUCAAACCAGCAAUCCUCCCUGAGAGUUAUUCUUUUUGAAAAGGAAGGUAGAGAUGUUAGAGAUCUCCGAUUGAAGGUCGAAAAGUCUGUGUUUUAUGUUUUAAUGCUGACAGAUGGGCAGUAGGAUGACUCCAACGCUCCUGUAUUAUUCUAUCUCCUUCCAGGCACGAGUUCGACUCCGAACAGAUCCCAGACCUAAGCAAGGACGUCUUCAGACAAGAUAUCCACUCGGUGGGCUCCCUCUGUAAGCUGUACUUCAGAGAGCUGCCGAACCCUCUGCUCACCUAUCAGCUCUACGACAGAUUCUCAGUAAGAACUACAGCAAGAGGGAAACUGGGGCAGGGACUUAGACGGCGGAUAAGCACAGUGAAGAAAAAAAAAAAAGCAGCUGAGGACAAAUUUCCGGUCCCUCCAAGAUAAUAAUAGAACUGAAGAAACAAUGUAAAAUUUUAAGCUCAUUUUAAAGUGCUGCUAGAAUGAGGUCAUUGAAUUAUACUGGGCUUUCAAAGAACAGCAGGGGGUGUUGGUGCUGAAACAGAAUAGCAGAUUAAGAGAGCCGAAACAUGUGCUGUUUUAAAUAUAAAAAGGGGAAAAGAGAGCAGAAGAGUGAAGAGCAAGUCCCUCCACUCUGAUUAUGAACCCUCCCAGUGAUGUUCUCUUUAUCCUCUGUCUCCACAGGAAGCUGUGUCUGCAGCCACAGAUGAAGAGAGACUGGUCAAAAUCCACAAUGUCAUCCAGCAGCUGCCUCCUCCACACUACAGGUCAGGAUGAAGACUCACUGUUGCACUCUGGCGGCCGUAACGGGAACUGUGUCAUUUCUAGAAAAAGGGGUGCAGCUUCAAACCAGCUCAAACCGUCAGUGCUGAAAAUAAUGUUCAGUUUGAUUUAAAGGGAUAUUCCGGCGUCAAAUUAAUUUAGGGUCAAACACACCGUAACACCGAGUUAGACACCCCCUCGAGAGAUGAAUGUUGCCGACCGCUUGCUUCUUUAGUUAUACCAACUUUAGUAACGAGCGCACAAUAGCAAGACAGAGAGCCACGUGCUCUACCAAAACGCCACUCUAUAGCCACAAAUAAUGCUCAGAACAGCACCUAACUUCAUCAACAGUACAUAUAGGGUCCCAGCCAUAGUACUAGCCAUGAAACAUCUUUUUAGCUUUGCCUAAUUUCUUUAGUAAAGAGACUAAACACAACUCACCUACUCUCUUCCAGCAGCCGCUUGUUUGUAGCAAGACCUCAGGCCAGUCCAUUACAGACUGCAGCGGGAUGACGCAGCUCAAGGAAGAACAUUUAUUAUUAUUUCUUUAUGGAAAUGCAAUACUUUGAGGAAAUGAUAAAGAAAUGAUCACAAAUGUUCUUCCUUGAGCUGUGUCACCCCGCUGUAUUCUGUAAUGGACUGGCUUGAGGUCUACGUACAAACAAGUGGCUGCUGGAGAGGAGUGGGUAAGUAAUUUUUAGUCCAUUUGCUACAGAAAUUAGGUAAAGUUAAAAAGAUGUUUGGUGGCUAGUGCUGUCGCUCGGACCCUAUAUGUACUGUUGAUGAAGUUAGGAGCUGUUCUGAGUAUUAUUUGUGGCUAUAGAGUGGCGUUUUGGUUGAGUGUGUGGCUCUCUGUAAUGCUAUUGUGUGGUCGUUAUUAAAGUUGGUAUAACUAGAGAAGCAAGCAGUCGGCAACAUUCAUCUCUUGACAGGGGUGUAACGGUGUGUUUGACCCUUACUUAAUUUUACGCCAGAAUAUCCCUUUAAAUGGCAGAGAAAAGUAUGAAAGAGUAGGAAAUCCUGAAAAGUCUUCUUAAACUAAAAGUUUCAGUGCUUUGGCCUCUUUAAAAAUUACAAAUUAAAAAAAAUUAAAAAUUAAAUCAGUUUUGACCUAUAUCCCAUCAGUCAACAUAGAGGGUGUAAGGUUUACUACCUUCAUUUAGGCAGUCACCAGCUGGAUCUCUAAAUCUUUGGCAGUAGUUGUCAUGUCGUUCAUUUCAGAGUACAGAUGUGACACUCUGCUUUGAAUAGGCGCCUCAAAUGUCAGACUGAUCAAAUCUUAGUAAAGUGCAGCGGCCCUGAACUCACCAGUGACUCGGAUAACAGCCCUUUUCUUGCUGUCUGAAAAAAAAAUAUUCUGGGUUUCUCUGUCAUAUUUUGUAUUUAUUCCAACCUCUCUUUAUCCACAGGACUCUGGAGUACCUCAUGAGACACCUCUCCCACCUGGCUACAUUCAGCUCUACCACCAACAUGCACACGAAAAACCUGGCGAUUGUCUGGGCUCCUAACCUGCUCAGGUGAACGAUCAUUAUUUCUGCAUGCAAACUGAGUAAAGUAGUACUUAUCAGUGUCUACGUCGCUGUGAAGUGUUUCUGUGACAGUGAACUGGAGCACGUCUCAGUGGUGCAGAGCCGUGAAAUAGGUUGUGCUGUACUGUAACUGUGUUUCAGGUCCAGACAAAUCGAGUCGGCCUGUUUUAGUGGCACAGCGGCGUUCAUGGAGGUCCGGAUCCAGUCGGUGGUGGUUGAGUUCAUUCUCAACAACACUGAGGCUCUUUUUAGUCCUAAACUUAAUGCCAUCAUACGAGAAAGCACAGGUGGGUUUAAGUGGAGAUCAAAUCCCACAUGGCACAUUUCUGAAGUUAUACACACAUCUAAUACUCUCUCAAAAUCCUAUUUUAGGUAACAACACCUUAGCCAGACCCAAGUCCCUACUGGUCUGCUCCCCAUCUACCAAGUUACUGUCCCUGGAGGAGGCCCAGGCCCGCACUCAGGCACACCUCAGCUCCCCGGCCACAACGCCAUGCCUCACCCACAGUGACUACAUCGAGGUCGGGGAGGGACCAGGAGCUCUGCUUGGCAAGUUCCACACUGUCAUAGAGCUCCCCAUGGAGAGGUAUUUAUCAGUUCCCUGGAUUUGUUGUUUUAUAUGCUCUUUGUGUUUGAAAAUCUAAUUACCAUGUGUUUGAAACAAUAAAGAAGUUCACCGUGUUACUUCAAACCUUAAAGUGAUAUUCCAGAGUAAAAUUAAUUUAGGGUCAAACACACCGCAACACCGAGUUAGACACCCCCUCGAGAGAUGAAUGUUGCAGACCGCUUGCUUCUCUAGUUUUACCAACUUUAGUACCAACACAACUCACCUACUCUCUUCCGGCAGCCGCUUGUUAGUAUGUAGACCUCAGGCAGGUGCAUUACAGACUUCUACGGGGUGUCGCAGCUCAAGGAAGAACAUUUAUGAUCAUUUCUUUAUGGAAAUGCAAUCAGACUGAGACGCUAAGGCAAAAGAACUACCGCGUCUUCAGUGCAAAAUGAUUAAUAUGGUGAUUAUUACUUCAAGGAAAUGAUAAAGAAAUUAUCAUAAAUGUUCUUCCUUGGGCUGCGUCACCCCGCUGUAGUCUGUAAUGGACUAGCUUGAGGUCUCGCUACAAACAAGCGGCUGCUGGAAGAGAGUAGGUGAGUUAUGUUUAUGUUAUGUUAUGAUUUCCUAUGAGUAAUGUUUGACCCUAAAUUAAUUUUACGCCAGGAUACUCCUUUAAUUUAAAAAGUUGUCUGAACUUUAAUUCUCUCUUUGUAUCUUAUGACUGAUACAGUCAGCACUUUUGUUGAAUGAGAUAGGUGUUAAGAAGGACUUGUUUUUGUGUUGUAGCACCAAGCGGCCUCCUGCCAAAGCCAAGAAGUCUCCUGUGGGGAACUGGCUCUCUUUUUUCCAUCUGGGCAAGUCCCAGUCUGUAUCCAAACGUAAGCUGAAGCGACACCCCAGCGAGCCGAACGAGAUAAAGAGCAUCGCACUGCCAGGUCAGAUCACUGCUACUGUUACACGGCCAGAAAACUUUUUCAUUUCCACCUUUCAGAGCUUGUGUCGGGACUUUUUAAAAUAACUUUAAGCCUGUUAAGUUAUUCAAAUAAACCUGACAGACAAGUGUUUUGGACACGCUCUUGAGGGGGAUGAUUCAAUUUAGGGAGGAAUAUAAUUGGAUAUGAAAACAUUUGCAGGUGGAAGAGGAGAUAGCGGCACGUUACGCUCCACCAAGAGUGAGGAAUCUCUCACCUCUUUGCACAAUGUUGAAGGUAAUUAUUGAUUAAAAGUUGCUCCAAAUUGUUUUUAAAUCAAUUCCUCUGAAGACAUAUUAAUGUAUUUGUUGGUUUCCAUCUCAGGGGAAACUCCAGUGUACCGCUCACGCAGACCCCGUUCAACUAGCGAGGCCCAAUCUGCCGUCUGCAAAGAUGAACUACGCAAACCCAAGAGCAAAGAGGACCACAGAACCUACCAACCCAUUAAAAGUUAUGACGGUGCUGAAAGCGUCCGCACUAUUGCGUGUAUUUCACCUCCAUACCAGGAAGAGGAUCUGGAUCUUUGUCCACCUGCUGCGGGCAUUUUUAGUUUGGACUUUGACCCCAUGUCUUUUCAGUGCAGCCCACCCUCAGGGACGCCUGGGCUUCAACACAGCAAAGAUGGAAAUAAAUGGAGGAAGAGUGCAGGAUGCUCGAGCGAAUCAGAGCCCAUCUCCUCUCCUAAUAACAACAUUAGCUGCUCUCCAUCCCCUGAUAUCAGCCCGGUUUUAGGUAAAAGUGCAAAGAAGGUUACCUCCCAGCCGCUCUCUCCAAAACUCAGGAAGAAAUCUCUACGAUCGCAAGCGGACGCGCAGAACGCAUCUGCCUCACCUCCACCUCUUCCCUCUUCUUCUCCACCUUUGGAGAGGCAUAAAGCUCCACUGGCAGAUGGAAAAGAGACGAGGGCGCCGUACCCACACUGCAGCCCUCUCAGCACAGCGAGCCAGGCGUCAGCUCUGACGGAGCUCAGCCAGUCUGCUCAGAACCUGCCUGAUCCAGGUCAGUGCCACUCCACACCAACAUUAAUUUACAUAUAGUUAGAAUCUAUUUAAACAAUAAUGCGUGCUGUAGUUUCUUAUGAAAGCUUUUGUGUCUUUCCCCAUCAUGUCUUACCAUAGCUUUGUUUGUCCUGUCAUACUGUAGCGUUGUUUGUCUUAUCCCUCCCCAGGAACAGAUAGACUUAUGAGUUCAGUAUCUGUUCUCCCUCCUCACCCUCCCUUGACGAGUGCUGCCCGCAAGUUGGCUUUGGCUCUUGCUGAGUCUGCCCAGAAGGCCAGCAGCGGUUCCCAGAGAAGAAAAGACGUCUCAUCGCGCCCUCACCAGAGACCAGAAGCUGCUUACGCCGAGGAGAGACCCCCCAGGCCUUCGGUUCUGGAUCUUAAAGUGUAUCCUCAGGAGUACUGCGGCCCCCACGCUCCGUCUGCUUCCCAGUGGCAAACAUCAGCACACAGCCCUGUGGAGACCCACUGCUGCCCUCAUCCAGUUCAUUUCCUACCUGCACACCUUGGCUCUGAGCCGUUACAGGUCGCUGACGGACAGGAAAGCAUGUGCAAUUACACCCCUAAUGUGAGUCCGCUCGGGUCAGGUAGCUUGGAUGAAGGCACCGCCGAGAGGAGGAACCGUAGAGAGGAAAAAGACCCCAGAGGUGGAACACAAGCAGAACCAACCUAUCAAAGUGUUGGCGUUUCGACACCGACCCAGCCGGCCUGCUCAGCUGAUAGUCCGUUGACGUCUCCCGUAUAUGUGAACACCGACUCUGUCAAUGUAUUCAACUUCCGCGCUAUUCUGGCAGAGACCUCCAUGCCUGCCUCAAUCGAGGAGGUCCUCCCACGCCCUUUACAUCACUACAGCACAGAGGACGACCGACCUCUGGGCCUUGUCGAUGAUUUCUACAGUCAUCCUCAUCCUCAUCAUCAUCAUCAUCUUCAUCAGACGUAUCAAACUGGAAGAAUGCCUGCACAUUACUGCCCUCGGCCCAGCGCUCUGCCACAUCACCUCAUGGGGCCGAAAAGUUUGUACAGACAGUCUUCUGAAGGCCGCUACAGCACUUUAGGAUUACGACACCCUUUGUCACCUCAGUACAGACGUUACCACAGAGGAGAGCACCUUAUCAGAGGCCCCCCUAGGCAACAAAGUCAGUGGCAGAGGUCAGAAGAUAGAAUAAUGAGGCACCCGGCCAUCCGGAGGGCCCGCUCCUUCCAUGCCCCUCAGAUUAGUCACUACGAGCUGGCGGAGACAGAAGUGCUGCCCCCUGACACCAUGUUUUAUGUUGAGCAGACAGCAAGCCAGGAGGCACCCUAUCAGAGGCUGAUUCAGACUGGCAUUCAGCCCGUCCGGUCACACUUUGAGAACCAACGUCCUGAGUAUCAUUACAACCCUUACUCUGACGUGAACCCUGUAGAUGUUGCCCACUUCUACGUAGAGCCGAGUCAGCCACGCGGUUUCCAACACAGUCAGUCUUAUACCGUACGAUCCACAAUGGAAGAUGAACAACCAGAGUAUUACAACUACUCUCCACAACACGUCCCUGCUGCAAACAGGGAGCUUUGCAUAAAAAGCAGGGACACUGUGGUUUAUGAGGCCAGAGACGCAGAAGUGUUCGAAAGAGUCGUUUAUCAACCGGUCAAACAGGAGAGUAAAUCCAGACAUAAAAGUGCUCGUCCUGCCGUGUCACCUCCUGAGAGCCCUGGAUCACCUAUUGAUACAAGGAGCAGGGACAUAAUGCACACAAGAAGCAAGUCAGACCCUGGAAACGCCUGUCUCCUUUCCGCUAACAAGGCAGAAAAGGAAAAUGUUGAAGUUGAUAUAUCCCCAACAUCCCCGAGGUCUUACCAGGAGGAUCUCGGGGUCACGAGGCCGCAGUAUAGUCAGCGGUCAAGUGCCAAUCCAGGAAAGUCUAGACAGAGUCACAUCCAAGAGAGAUCUUCACGACAGCCACCUCUUCGCAAAAUCCCCUCGCUUCCAGAAAGGAGUUGUCCCAACGUGAAAAACCCUGAGCACAACGACAGAAGCCAAACACGAGGUCACAACCAAGAUCAACUAAUGAUGACCAACGCCGUCAACAGCUGCUCCGGGCUUGUGAAACCCGGCAUCCUCAGGAGACAGGGGAGGUCGCAAAGCACCAGGGAACACCGACACUACUAUCAUCACCACGCCAAAUCUCCUCUAGAUCCUGAACACCUGGGAUCCUUUUCUUCUCAGCCCACCAGAAGGACUCAGAGCACUAAAGUCAGGCCAACACAAUAUGACCACAUGGAGGGGUAUUACGCAGCUCCAAGACCCAAAGCCACAAGAUCUGGUAAAGCUGCAGCCGGAUAUUUGCCUAACCCAGGCUGCAUGUCUCCCCGUGGGCAGAGACUGCUGUCCAAGGCCCUGGGUCAUGAGGGUUUUUAUCAUGCUGCACUGAGAUCAGAGGCUGGGGUCUUCGAGUGAUGCUGACCACUGUUUUUUUUUUUUUUCUGAUUUUACGCUGGGGCCAAAGGAGAACAGCACUUUAUCCUCUGCCAGACCAACAGACUGUUGUGUUGAGAGUGUGUUUGUUGUAACCUUCAGGAGCUGCUAAAAAGUGUGAAGUGAGCCUGCUGCUGGUAACCCUACUGUCGCCAUCACUGUUAGUUUCAUAUUUUGCAAUGGCUUUUGGGAAGUAAAGAGAGAACAUGUAAAUCAUAAGCAGAUAUUGUCUUAAAUUUUGUGAUUGGAAAGUUACAGUAACAACAGGCAUGUUUGAGAAAUUUGAUGGCUUUUUAUAUUUUAUUUAAUGUCUAAACAACUGAAAUGAAAACUUAAGUAUUUGGUUCUAUUAACAUGAUUUCAGUGUAGGAAUGUGUAUAAAUUAACAUUCAUUUUAAAUGUAUUAUAUUUGUAUAAACAACACACAGCUAACAUGUGGCCAAUGUACUGUAAAUUUUGUUUUCUAUUCUAGUCUGCUCAGACUUCAACAAGCACUUUUGGGGAUAACUGUGUAUGAAACACAUUGUCUUAACGUGGUGUACAUGAAGCCUCUUGAUAUACAGUAUAUAUUUUUGUUUCUGUAAAAAAACAGCUUGCUCUGAAUCAUUGUUAAAAACUAAAUUAGCACUUUUUGCAGGGUAAAAUGAAAAAAAAAAACACUCAUGGUUUCUGACUUUUCUUUUUUUCCUUUCUCACACAUUGUGUAAUGCAAUCUUAAAAUAACAAUGAGUGCUAUGAUUCCUUUUAAGGUCAGAGCUACCGUGGCUAAAUAUGCUAGUGAUACAGUAAAUGCAAAUUAGCUUAUUCGGUAAAGUGUAUUUUGUAUUGCAUUGUGGUUUUGUCACUAAAUGAACAUUUCUUUUCUCUUUUAGGGGGACUUUUAACAAUGUGUUGUUUUAAAUUGAAUAUGACGUUGUUUAUUCAUUAAAGAUGCUAUUUCAAAUCCAAACAUGUAGAUGAGGAUAUUCUGUUAAGACAUGUUAAAUGCAUUAUUUUAGUAUCGGUCCUAAAAAUAAAGAUAUAUUAUAUCAUUGAUUAUGGUUUGUUGAACUCUUGUGUGAUUGAUAUUAAAUUUUUGGGUAAGCAGCCACUUUUAGAAAUCUCUGGUGACUCCAAAUCAGAUUCUAUUCAUCUAUCAGCCCAGAGAUAUGACAAAUUUUAUUAGAAAAAGUCACACCUACGUGACCUACAAUGCAACAGGUAAUGGGCUCAAGUUACAUCAUCCAAGGACAGGUGUGUUUUUUUAAUAUGCACACCAGCUUUCCCUUCUAGCUACAGUAGUGAUCGGCACGGCAGUUCUUUUAGAUGUACUGAAUCACUGGAAUUAGUUGACCAAAAAGAUUUGUUCAAAAGAUUCGUUCACCAAAUCAUUCAGCGCUUGGCAGGAGAAGCCUGCGACUCCGACCUUUUAAACUGAUACACAGCUGAACAUUCAGGAUUCAGUUCAAUUCAUAGCUUCUGGGACCGGGAGAUGAGAGUCUUCGGCUGUGUUGCUUUGACAAACAGGAUUCAGAACAUGCACCGUUCCCUCGCAAACAGCCGCAAUGAUAGGAUGCUGUGGGUUUAAUGCACUACUUGUAACAUGCUGUGUCCUAUUGUAUGCAAGUUGUUGUAGUGGAAAUUUAGUAGUAAAAAAUAAAAAUAAUAAAUUAGUUUUGCCUGAAAAAGUGAUUCAAGAGUGUAGUUCAAUGCGUGAUUUGUUUACCAACUGAUUCAGACGUUGACGCAUGCAGUCCCUUGUUCCUUGGCUGCUUGCCUGGCUGACAGCUUAACUAAAGUGAGAAACGAACGUGAUUCGGUUCAGUACGUUCACUUGAAAGAUUCGGUUCUUUCGAACGAAUCGUUCGCGAACGACACAACACUAGCCUGUCCCUCCCAUAAGAGAGUCUAAUGGAGUGCUAGGUAUUGGAUUCUCAGAGAGCCACAUAAAAAGAGCAACAAUAGUUCAAAUAUACAAAAUGCAAAGGUUAUUUAAAGGUUACACCAUGCCCCUCUGCCGGUUUGUUGGAACAAACUGACCUGCAAAGAGAAAGAUCUGAAACUUUUGGCCCAAGUUUCAACCCUCACUUCAAGGGCAGGUAGGCAGCCGUCUUUGUUAUGAUUUUUACAACUUCAACAGGAAAAAAAGUUUCAUGCUAUCAAUGAGCCGGAUCUUAAGACAAACCAUAACGAAAUUCAAAUGUCUUGGGGGCAAUAUAAGGUGAUUUUGGAUGCCUUUCUAGCUCAUGGUUAUGUGUUAGCUUAAAUAAAUAGAUGCUAAUUGCUAACAGACACAUAAACAGAGUUGUCAGCCCCACCUGUCGUAGAUUAUGAGGUUUUUUUUUUUUUUUAUUAUCGCCCAGGAAGUAAAAUUUAAGGAAACUUACUAUUUCUUCAUUUUCGGUGGUGUUUUCCCAACUCCAGACCCGACAAACACCGUAGUUUGUAGUUUGUUGUUUGUUUCAUUACCUGCAGAUCUACAGUAGCGCCUCUUCUCCACCAGGUGGCACUGUAGCACUGCAAACAUCUGAAAGCACCACUUUCAUUCUGGGGAGAUUACCUUGAUUUGCUUCUCUGUCGCCCUGUAUCUGCUCAGAAAUUUUCGCACAAGAUCUUUCUGGUAUGGCGUGUAUGUCUUCUUAAUUUCCAUAGUGUUAUUUGUGAAAACAACACGGAAUUAAUGUAGAACAAUACCUUUAGGGUGAUGAAUCCUCUAUUUGACUAUGGGGGUGACCUCAGCUGUAGAUGAUGCCUGAAAAUGAGGCCACUCCUGGCCUAAGAUAAGCUUGUUGCUAUAGGAAGCCCAUUCAGACGUGAUUUCAAGUGAGCUGAGUGGCUGGAGGAUAAUCAGAGGGAAUCAGCAAAGGUUGUCCAAAGUGCCUCGGGGAAUUGCUGCUUUGUUGGAAAUAAUUUAAGUGUUUCCCCCACCCCACCAGAUCAAAACAUCCUCCCAUUCACAGCUGACUGAAAGGCUGGGUCUGUGGUGAAAAACCAUUAAGAGCGCCUUCGGACUCCAAGCUAUGUCUCCUGGCAGCUCUGCAUUGCUCCUGGGGCAGUGAGCCAUUGUUUAUUCAUCGCCGCAUUGGCAUUCAAAGUGCAUCCUCACUGUUCUCUCUCAUAACCAACAAGUUGCAAUUUUUAUGCAUGUGAAGGUUGAAGGCAAAUUAUUUAUGGGAGACUGGACCUGAAGAAAAAGAACGGCCUCAAGCAAAAUGGUUUACGUUGAGAGCAAUCCCUUUUCCAUAGGCUAUUGAAUUCGCCAGAUCACACAAAGAUAUGCAUGUAUUAUUCAGCGUUUCAGAAAGAGAAUUGUUGCCCUGCUAGACAGCCAUCUGCUUUUUUCGGACAUUGUGAUGCAUUUGAGACAUGCCACCUUUCAGGAUAAGGUUAAAGUCUUAUUUUUCAGUGAGGGGCAAAUGAAAUGAGUGGGGAAAAAGGCCCUCCUUUGCCCUACUGCUCACCUUCUGCCUCACUUUUCAGGGUAGGAAAUACAUGAGCAGAAAAUUGUGUACGUGUGUCUUGAUGGGUAUGAAUUGGAGGACAUGUGGAACAAGUUGAGGCUUAGCUGCAAAGAGGAGGGAACUUUCACCUGCGUGAGAAAUUAUUCAAGAACAUCUGGUGUAGUCCAGGUGGAGAGAUGGGAUGUGUGAGGCGUGCAGUGGCCAACGCAAGCAGCUGGAAGGUGAAAGGACCAUCACCCCUACAGGGGGCAGGUGAUCUGUGCAGUACAAGUUUCCCUGCACACACUCCGAGAGAUGACUCUUAAGAAUUGAACGAAAUUGUGCAUUAUAGACUUCUUUCUUUCUUUCUUUCUGGAGGUGCAAUUUAAAAUCCUAAAUGGUUCUUACUGCGGCUGCAGCCUGCACGUUUUUAUUAUUAGCGAUGUAGCACAUGGCAGGAGCUGUGCCUCUCUGGUUCACAGCACUUUAGUGGCUCCAUAAAGAACCAUUUUUGGUUGUUCAUUACAGACUAAUGUACCAUUACAAAACAUUAUUGGAACUUUAUGAAUGUACACUUCCUUGUUUUUUCUUUGAUGGAUCUUGACUGUAGAGUGCAGAGCAUAUUUGAAUAGUAAAAUGGUGCGGUAGAAGCCUCGACUCCAUAAAAAAUCCUUUUUGAUAAAGAUGAAUCCUGUCAGGGCUUAUUUUUAAGUUUACAUCAGUCUAAAUAUGAGUUUCGCACUUUUCUUCUAGUGAAUAUGCAAUCAGAAGUAUUUUCUUUUAAAAGCCACAGCUGUGGUGUAUAGAUAGAACCAUGUGAUGGCCGGAAAUAGUGCCCUAAAAUAGAUGCAUUAGGAGCACACAAAGCAGCACAUUAAAGAUGAUGCAUCUAUUUUUUGUUUCCCUGUUUAUCUGACAGAGAAAGAAAAAGUCUGAUCUGCUCUCUGGCGUCCUGACUCGGUGCCACGUUGUCCUCGGUGUUGACGGUGAGGCGAUAAGUUUCACAAGAGCUAAACAAGUAGAUGUCACUUUCUACUUUUAGGCGUGUUUCUGUUAUCUUUUCAGCACCUCGCUGAUUGUGUGUCUGCACCCGUAAAAGUCGUUGCCACCAGUUAAAGCAAGAAAGAUCAUCAAUGGCUCGCUUAAUCAGCUGGUUAGCAUGACAAUGGAUCCUGAUUUAAUUACAGCAACCUUGUUAGUACUUCUGAUAAACAAUUAGGCGCCGGCUAUGGGCAGGAAAAUUUUAUUUUCCAUUCGAGAGUAACCAUGGUGUUUGAAAUAAAAAUAAAAAAAACAGUCGCUCUUCGAGGGAGCAGUGGAGGAGAGCAGGGACACAGAGCUUUGUGAUUGAAUAAGUGAUUAGACCUCAGGUUUACACAAAGGCUCCUCGCUCACAGUAAUGGCUGCCUAUUAGGGCUCAGUUUUUUAAUUUGACAUUCACAUGCAUAUCAAAGUGACUGAGCAACCAGACGUGUGUGUGCUGGCCCGAACAGUUUGUGUUGCAAAUAAUACUCUUGACCUUUCACUGAUGAAUAAUAGCCCGAGAAACAGAAUGUAAUUAUCCAAAGGCAUUACAGGUAGUUCAAAAGGUAACCACCAGUUGAAUAAGCUUUAGCCAUGUGAAUCCAUUUGGAGCAUUUACUUGUAAAUGAUACAUCUGUUGUUUGGGGGGCAUGGCUCAACAGUUCAGUGGUUUUUAAAUUUAACAGGAUUUAAAAGCAUAGGGCAUCACUAAUGAGAAAGAAACAAAAGACACACAGUUUGACAGGAUCCAUGUCACAGCGGGUUGAUUUUAUUUGUCACACCUGAAACCCCUAAAAGACCUCCUACCUGGAUGGCUGAGCGCUAUGUAACCAGAGAUGCCAAAGUUAACAGUCUUAUCCAGUCAAAGGGUUCGGCGUUGCUAAUGUGUUGUUGCAAGUGGACCAAAUGAGCUGAUCCGAGUAUGAAAUUUGUUUGAGGGGAAACUUGCAUCUGAAUAGAAAAGCAAUCACACUCACUCAUGUUGAGACCAGAACAGGAGCCUCGCUGGCUUCAGGCUCCACCUUCUGUAAUUUCACAAGCGUUUAAUUUAUGCAUUUAAGACCUCAAUUUAAUUUCUGCAUUAAGAAACAAAGCAUGCCUGGACAUAAUUUAUCUUUCUGACUCGGCCUUUUUAAAUUGGACUGAAGCAAAUGUGCUUUGGGGUGGAGGUGGAAAUGCUUUCUGAGAGAAAACUUCUGCGGUCUCCCAUGCACAUCCAUCAGGUCUUAGAGUUUAUUAUGAAAGGGUAAAAUUACCUCACUUCCAAGUUGUUUACAUUUUGUAAUUUGGAUGAAAUCUUUCUUUUUUUUUUUGGCAAACUUGUUUUCCAAACUUAACAUAAUGAAUAAAAGCUCUGAUUGUAAUGAUAUGUUCUGGUUUUUAGUUUUUCCCUGGUUUUUGGUUUCCCCCGAGUGUUUUUUCUGUGUGAUUUUUCCCUGUUUUAUUUUGUAGUAGCUCUUUCCCCGUGUUUCUAGUCUUGUUUUACUCCCUCAGUUUUCCCUCCUCUGUGAUUUACUGCACCUGUGUCUCAGUGUCUCACCUGCCUCUCGUUUCUCAUUUACCUGUGUAUGUGGUAAAUUUGGGAAUUUUUCAGUUUGACCUUCCAAGAAGGUUUUUGUUUUUCUUCUUUCAAUCCCUUUUAAAAUAAAUCCUCUUUUUUGAUCUGCAAUUUGAGUACUUACCCUUUUUGUGUUACCCGGAUCCAAGACACUGAUGUUAUUCCAAGACAAAUGACACAAAAACAAACUAAAUGACACAGAACUUUGUCAAGUUUCCACUAAGUCACUGAACACUCAGAAAAACAUGUGCAGUAGUAAAAGGUGAUUUAAGGAUUAGACGUUAAAAUUAAAAGGUAAAUUUAACAUAAAAUGAAUUAAAAAGUUUAAAAAUUAAUUUAAAAAUGGAAGUUUUAGAGAGAGUUCUCGUUUUUAAAAGUGAAUGUCAUGAACUGCUAUUAUAACCAGGGUUUUUCCUUCCUUUUCUUUCCUUUUCUGACUCUUUUCUUUUUUCUUGAUAUUUAUUUCUUAUUCAUUUCCCUUCCUUUUCUUCAUUUAUUCCUUCUCCUCUCUUUUUUUCUUUUCCUUUCUCUUCUACUCCAUUCUUUCCUUAUUUUCUUCAAUACUUCCUCUCUAGAUAUCUCACUGCAGAUUUUGAUAUGAGACCAAAAUCUGAGGAACUUUACUGAAAAGUUCUUGGCAACUUUUAUGGGUUAGGGUCGAACAAAUUUUCUCUCUUAUUUAACCCUCAUGUGGAGUUGUUGUUUAGUUACUCAUGAUCUGGUUGACCCCUUGCAUUAUAUAAUACAGCCACAGCAAUUUAAGUAGAAGUAUUUAUAUUAACCCAGGAGCAAGUAUUAUAAACUGCAGUUAUGGUUGAUAUUUGUCUUUUACCCAUUUUUCUGAAUUAAAAUGCUUUUCAGUUUUUGUUCUAAAAUGCAAUUAUUAAGAGACUUUAAUUCAAGAUAUGGAGAAAAAACAAAUCUAAAACAAGUUUUUAAAUAUCAUUUAUAAUGUUGAUUCCCAAAAACGUAGUCAGACAUCGAACACAUUUAAAUCAGUCUACACUAUGAACACAACAGUCUGCAAAACACAUCAGCCUGUUCCAGUGGACCUCCAACACCACAUAUGCAGCAUAAAAUAUGUUCUUUACUGAAAAUGAGUCAGGGCCUGAGGUUAAAAAUAUAUGUAUUUUCUCACUUAUUCUGGUGCCAAAAAAGGUUGUUGUUAAAGUUUAGUGCAAUUCUGAUUUAAGAAUACAGAGAAAAUACUAUGUGCUGAAAUAAACGCCUCUGCCUUACAUAAAUGUCUCAUCUCCCUAUUUUCCUCUUUUGAGAUCUGUUCCACUGAAUGGCUCGAGGUGACAUAAUUGACAAAAAGUGACACAAAAAUUACUAUGAAGAGGCAAAAGGCACCUUCAUGCAAAUCAAAGUAAAUAAAGAGAGUUAAACUGUUUUCCCCCUCAUGUGUGAAAAGGACUUAAUUGUGCUCUCUCUGAAAAUAAAACAAACCUUUACUAUGUCGCAAGAAGUGAAACUGUCUCUAAUAGAGGUAAAAGAUCCAAUGAUGUGUUUACAAGUAAUUAAUAACAUAACUGAAGAACGUGUUUCUCACAUUUGCGGUAAUUACUCAAGGUCUAUAAUAGACGUCUGAAAAUAGCUGGUUGGUUGGACUACUGUGCAUCAAAUGCUAAUUAACUGUAGUAGACAAUGUGCUCCUUCUUGUUCCCUCUAACUUGUCUCAUUUGUUCCUUUCUGUACACAUUUUUCUUGUUUCACUAGCUCAGAUUUCUUUUGUUCACAUCACAAUGACAUGGUAAGAGUGUGCUAACACUGGGUACUAACUACAUCUCUCAGACUCCGGCUUUUAUGUCUUAAAGUGAAUACCCAGUGAUAGCACAAGAAUUAUAAUUUAGAUGACAGAUUCCUUCGUCCUCUCGUGGUUUCUGCCACACUGCCUGUGUACAAUCUGAAUUGUUGUGUUAACUCAGACUCGGUGCAGACGUGUGGAGAUGACCACACAGGCAAACUGGAUAAACAGCUCUGCUCAGCAUUGUUUCACCAAGUGAAAAACUGAAUCCUUUGCACAGCUGAACAAACUCUAUGAAAAAGCUACCAAACAUUUUUCUGUAUUUGUCUAUGAACCUCUCUAUCCAGUCCUCCAUCAUUUGUGCUGCCCUACAAAGCCAAAACAAUGUAAUGGCCGGACUUUAUGACAUCUCACCUUUUGAUAGAGAUUAUCCUACCAUGGGAAUGUGGAUUUGUGGCGACAAAUCGAAUGAAAACGUCUUGAAAAGUGGACAAAAACAAACUUUACUGAGGCUAAUUACAGGCAUCUUGUGGAGUAGACUUAACUGAUCCUUAUUGACCGAUCAUUUCCCGUUUGUGGAAUUGAGAAAAGCAAUUUUUGAUGCUCCAUAAAUCUACUUUAAAGAGCAGAGGGACCACCUUGGUUGUUAUCAGCCUACGGUUCAAAUCCUGCAUCCAUGAUGGUACAGGAAAGUAGGGUUAGGCGUUAGGGUUUUAUUUUAGAGCAACAUGUACUCCAUCAUGCCCUCGAAAAAGAAAAAAAUCCUGCAUCUUUCAGCAAGACAACGCUGCUUUCAGUCCUGAUUUGUGAUCCAAUGAAACAGUUUAUUGGUUAUCAUGAAAUAAAAAAUUGAGACCUUGAAAUAUUGAGUAGCUGCAAUCUUUUAUCCGGCUAAAGAGGGAUAACAUUUCAUUUUCAUAACUCCUGGUUUCCUCGGUUUCAAAAUGUUAAUCAAGUGUUGUUAAAAGAAGAGGUGAUGCAACUAAGCGGCAACCUGUGGUCUCGAGAAAUAAAGUGGAUUCAGAAGCGCCAGGGUUAGAGUUACUGCAGUUCCCUGAGUGUCUGCUAGAGGCACCAGAAAUCAUUUUGCUUUAUUAUUGAUUAAGUACGGGGUUUAAAUGAUUUGCAAACUACCAAAUUCUGUUUUUUUUAACAUCAUAGUCAGCCAUACUUAUUCAUUCAAAGCUGUUUUAAACCACCCAGACACUGAAGGUAGAUGGUGCUGUAACAGACACAUGCAUUCACGCACUCUUUGAGGGUUAGGGUUACUCUUUGAGCUCUUUGGGGUUCAGUGCCUUGCCUUAGAAUACCUUAAACUUACCAUUUCCAGCCACGUCUUUCAGAUAUUUAUUACUAAUGCUCAGGAGGUAUCACUGUUUUUCUGGAUUUCUUGGAUUUGCUGAACAAAACGCAGAGCCCAAAUGAUUUUACCUCUCACGUCAGGCCUGUUAGGCCUUUCAGAAUUACACCUUGUCCUCUUGUAUUAUGGGUUUGCAAAGAGCUUCAAACUUUUAAUCACCUUCCUGUUUCUGUUGUACUUCCUUCUUUGUCUUUCUAUCAGCAACUCUUAUUUCAAAAGAGUCUGCACUGGUCACAGAGCGCGAAAUAGAUAAUUUUUUAACUUAUCCACAUCUUCCCAUAUGGAAUUGAAAUUAAGUUCAAGCUCAUUUGAGCUGAUGAACUUCAUCCCAUGAUGCCUUUCUUUCCUUGUGUUUGAAUUCAAUGCCAAUUUAAUUAAACAUGUAACUUUUAAUUACCUAACUGAUUAAUUUAAUAAGUGAAAAUAGACUGAGAGUGAUAAAUUAUUGAGGUGGCAAUGUUCCUGCAGCAAUUCGCAGGCCCACGAAGGCUCUCUGUGACUGACUUCAAGGCUGUGUACAAGACAUUUUUUAAAGACUGUAACAGGCUGUCCCACAAAAAUAGAACACUUUCAUAUGCAGACGACUGAAACACGCUCACAAAGCAUAAGUGAGAAAACAUCCAUUGAGGCGUUGCAGAGCGUUAGAAGGAAGCAAGGCGGCUAAAUAAACUUGUAUUGCAACAAAAGCAUUUUCACCGCUAUCUCAAAGGAGAUACCGCUAUCUAGGUGAUUUAAAUUAAAAAGUGUACUUUAAAUUGAAAUUAAUUAUGCAUCAACAAUACUAAAUAUGAUUGAAAGAUUACACAGAGACGUAGCAGAAGAAGAAGAUAAGAGCAGGAGAUUGGGAAAUGUUUGCCUUGCUUAUUGUAUCUGGGCGCUGGCUAUGAAGCGGAACAUCAAUGUGAAUUUGGCAUAAGGGAAACUUCUCUGCGCUUCCACAGAAAGGAGUCACCUUGAGAUUUGGUUAAAGGAACAUCAGAGGAUACAGCUUGGAGCCCCGGCUUUGCAGAUAAUUACAGAUUUCCUGUCAGAAACACUUAACCUUUUUUUCCUCAUUUCUGGUGAGAGAUGGGUAAGAGAAGAGCUAUUUCCAAUUAAUCACAUCUAAAACAUCCACCAUCCACAUCUAACACAUUUCCUGCCGCUGGUAAACAUCAAUCUGAUUAAGUAUCACAGCAUUAAACAUCAAGAAGCAACAUCACUGACAUUCAAGCCUAUAGUGCCGUUCACAGGGUCUUUCAGGUGAGUGAGUUAAUCACCUCACAAACAUGUGUCUCUUCUCCCUGACACUUUCCUACAGGAUUAACAGCCUGGUUGUUUGUGCUUUAAUUAAUGCAGAUUUCUCUGGGUCAUACUGUAGCAGUCGAAGAUAAUUGUGUUGUGGUUAUCGCAGGCUUCAGGUGUUCGUCCUUCAUCAUUGUAUGAAAUAACUAGCUAAUCUGUUUCAAGGAAAGUGACAUAGCAUUUUUCUUGCUUGAACAUCACUUGCUCGAAAUUAUAAAUCACUUCCUGCAUGUUAGCAGUAUGUUUUAAUAACUUUAGCUCCACAUUGUAUAAAACCAGAGGGUCGACAUCUAUAAACGAGCAAAAACCCUUUUCAUCAGCUGGGUACUUAAAUAGAAAAAAGGUUCACUGAGAGGCUUAUUGGAAAAGCAUGAAGUGAAACACUUGCUGUUUGGUUGGGUAAAGGUGCAAAACAGUUUAAUCAGGUAUAAGAAAUAUUCAUAAAUGGAUGGAGUGAAACACUUGCUGUUUGAUUGGGUAAAGGCGCAAAACUGUUCAGCUAGGUAUGAGAAAUAUACAUUGAAUAUCUAACCCUAACCCUAACCCCAACCAAAGUUUUUAUGUGCUUAAGUGACCCCUAGAUGGGACUAUAUGGUGCUCUGAAUGGCUUGUUCAAAAAGUCACAAGAUUUCAGUAAAAAUUUAAGUCGUAUUGGAAAAUCAUGAAGUGAAACACUUGCUGUUUGGUUGGGUAAAGGCGCAAAACUGUUCAGCCAGGUAUAAGAAAUAUUGAUGGGGCCUCUAACCCUAACCAUAACCCUAACCCUUAUCCAAUACACUAAAUUUAAAUGUUGGAUGUUGGUACUAAGCAUAAGAAAAUUUCAGAUCACAAGUUUUAAUGUGCUAAGGUAAUCCCUAGAUGGGACUAUAUGGUGCUCUGAAUGGCUUGUUCAAAAAGUCACAUGAGAAUUCAAGGAGAUCAAAAUGAGAAUCACUCAAACUGUGACACUGCCUGACAGUGAAUCUCCUUAAAAGGGCAAAUUUGUCAUUUUAUUAAAAGAAACACAACUUAAAUGCAUGGCAGCAGUGAACGAGGCUCCCAGGUUGUGGAAUGCUGAGUGGGGCCUUAAAGGGGCAGUAGCUUUGAUUAAAUGUUUCAGAUAGAAGCUGAAAUGGUCACGUUGGGAACACAAAACAAAAGAGAGGACACACGUGCAGAACUAAGGAUUUAUUCAAGCAAAAGUAAAAGGCAAAAAACUCCAACAAAAAACUUGCUCUUCAAAAUGUCCAACUGAAAACAAAACAAAACAAACAAAAAAUAAGAGGCACGGGGAAAAACUCAACUUCUGUCAUGGUUGAAUCUUGUUGUUUUAGUUUUUUCUGGUUUUGUUAUUUAGAUGUGUUUUUCAGUAUGAUCCUGUUUUGUGAGUGCUCAGUUUGUGUCUGGUUUAGUUUGGCUUCCUGUUGUAUUGUUUAAUUGUUGAUGCCUGUGUGUGUGUGUAGUCGAGUUUUACUUCCUCAGUUUUCCCUCCUCCAUUAAUCACCUACGAGUUUCACCUGUGUCUUGUCUACCUCACCUGUUGCUCGUUUCCCAGUGUGUAUAUAGUCCCUGUCUCCCUCUUUGUCUUUGUUGGCUCAUUGUAUGUUGAUGCAUGUCUGUGUGUAUGUCAGUCCCUACCUGAUUUCCUUGUGGUUUUCAAAAAUAACAGCCUGAAAUAAGCCAAGAAUUUGUUGAACUGUUGAUCAUGUAAAGCUGCUGAGAAGCUAUCAGAGGGACAAUAAAAAGCCAAAAAAAUUGCAAAGGCUUAAUAACCCUUCUUCAAGCAUGUAGAGGACAAGAUAGUUGUCUAAAUAUUAAAAAUAAAUAUUUUAUUGAAUUACUCGUGUCAAAAUUGUAAGGGAAAUUUGUUAAUUUGUCCAUUAGUUGUUUACAUCAAAAUUUAUCCCACUCUUAUUUUGAUUUUUUUUGAGUGGGGGUUAGUACAAUAAAGAGUUAAAAAUUAAGGCCUUUUGGACAUUGAUUCAGCUUGAUACCUGACAUAUUAUGAAAAUACUCACUUCAAGAAUUUAAAAAAACAAAACAGGUGGCAUAAAAAAUGCCAGGGAGUGCGCUGGACCCCCUUUUCCAUCUAGACUAAUAAGCAAGCCUGCUUAGUCCACAGGGGGCGCCAAAACUGACACAAACCAAAAGUUCCUCACAACCCAAUUUCCCUACUCUUACUAUUGACAAGUGCCUCAUACAACCCCACUUUAAAAACACUGAAUUAUCCCUUUAAGAUAACUUGAUUAAAAACUAUAUGAUGUAAAGGCAUACAGUAUCAUAAACAGCAUAAUAACUGCAUCAACAGCAAACCUUUCAAUGAUAAAAAUAUUGUUUUUGAUAAAUUCUAAGGAGGUUUGAUUAUCAGGCUUUCUGAUGGGCUUCAUAUUUUCCAUGUGUACAACGGCAAUCAUCAUUAUUAGAAGGAAACAAAUAGUCAUUUAAUGUGAUGAAUAAUCUUUUUCAUUUUACGCGUUUUAUUCAUUAUGAAUAUUAAGGCGUGCUUCGACCAUCCCAGGGGGUUGAUUCUGAGAGUGGAGUGAUUGUUUUCAAAUCAUUCAACCCGCCUGAAAGUAUUCACUGAAAUCACAUAAAUACACGGACUCUGAUAGUUAGGAUAAAGCAGAACUCUUACUGAGGGUUUCUUUGGUGUUUUGAUGGUUUGACAUGUACCAUAAAUGUAAUUUAGAUUAAUUCACACUCAAGACGUUUAUGUCAAACGCCGUACCUGAAGUUUUCUCAACUACAUUUUAAACUUGUAGUUUUCAGUGUCGCCUCUGUAACUUAUUUUUUGGUUUUGUGUUGAAACAGCUGCUCAAGCCCUAAAGCAGAGAAAGAAACAGAACUGCACACCACGUGUCAAUGCUGAAAAUGGGCUGUUGACAAAAGGACAUUGCUUUGCCCCGCUAAAUCCCUCAGUCCCUCUAUUUUCACACACAGGCAGCAGUGAAGGUUGAAAGUUGUCAGGAAUUAGGUAAUUUACAGUUUGUGAUGAUAACCUCUUUCCCUCUGACAGAAAGAUCUGUAGCUUUCUGAAAAAACAGCUCUGACUGAAGCUCCAGAAGCCUAAUGAUGAUACCUUUUUGGUUGACUGGUACUUUAUUUGAAACUAAUCACACUUUUUGACAAGUUUCAUCUUUGAAGCCAGUGAAAAAUGCAUAAAAAGCAGGACUUGAAUGACCCUGGUGAGAAGCAAAUGGUGACGGUUUGAGGACGGGGUCAGAGGCUUUCGCAUCAUCAAAUGAAGUACACCCCCAGCUGACAUCCCGAUGACAGUGUCUCCUGCUGCAAUAAGGGAAAUUACAAAGAGUUUGAAAUAAUGCCUCAGGUCUCAGUUCCCCUGGUCUUAUGCCAAACG